AUGCAGGAUGCACGCACUAGCUGGGUUUCUUUUGCAACCUUUGCUCCAAUUUGCCAAUCUGCUCCCAUCCUUGACCGAGUGACCGUCGUCCCGACCUUAUCAAUCUGGCCGGUUUGCGGUCUGCGGUCUGCGGUCGGCUGGAGUGCGGAGCGGAAAACGACGCAGCACGCUGGGGACCUCAAGGCUCAGGCAGUUGUGGAUGAGAACCAGGACCAGGUUCCAGAAUCCAGCCUUCAGGUUCGCAAGUGGAGUGUCCUGGGUUUGAGCUUGGGGAGCAUCUUUUCCCAAACUGGCGUUCAAUUUGGGCGGCUGGUUCGAGUCAUCUUAGCUUGGACCAUCACCACAUAUGGCGUAGCACGACGUUGCUGA
Molecule: messenger RNA, 369 nt
Organism: Aspergillus puulaauensis
Lineage: Eukaryota; Fungi; Ascomycota; Eurotiomycetes; Eurotiales; Aspergillaceae
Exons: 1
Coding region: 1-369 (122 amino acids)
Source: RefSeq, a predicted model, not a curated record